Drosophila melanogaster (fruit fly) is the source of this 429-nucleotide messenger RNA. RefSeq lists its product as uncharacterized. NCBI's taxonomy places the organism in Eukaryota, Metazoa, Arthropoda, Insecta, Diptera, Drosophilidae. The record is from RefSeq and is marked reviewed. The transcript is spliced from 2 exons. The coding region runs from base 155 to 304 and encodes 49 amino acids.
CAUUCUUGAUUUAAAUGUCAACAAAAUAACACAUAAGCGUACAUACGCAUUUUCUUCAUUCAAAUUUCAAGCACGAAACGUGUUGUUCUGGUCAAACAUUUGUUUAAAUUUCUCAUUUUUCUCUUCCAUUUCCGACUUCUUUCGAGUGCUGAAAAUGGUUUACUUAAGUCGUCCUUGGACUCCGGCCAUAAACCCUUUCUACAUUGGCCCCUAUCCGAGAUGCGCAGUAUGUCCGUGCAACUUCGACAUUUACAAAGGAUACACCCCCGGUGGCUGGCACAGUCGUUGCUAUAGCAGCUAUUGACGAGACGAGUACCUGUAUAAAAUGCAAGAAUAACGGCGGGAACAAAUAUAGUUGAACUUUGAAACUGCACACCAAUUAGCCUCGCACACAUCUAUGUAGAGAAAUAAUAAAAUUGAUUCAUCGUC